AUCAUCGAAUUCCCUAUCCUGAAGCUGAAUGGCAGGACGAUGGAGAUCGAAUCCACCUUUCACAUCUGACUGGGAUUAUUCAAGGCAUGGUGGAUGGGCAGCCAAGCCUCCAGCAAGUGCUUGAGAGGGUUGACGAGUGGAUGGCGAAGGAAGGCCUCUUAGAUCCCAGCGUCAAGUCCAUUUUUGUGACCUGUGGAGACUGGGAUUUGAAAGUGAUGUUACCAGGACAAUGCCAGUACUUAGGGCUGCCGGUUGCUGAUUACUUCAAACAGUGGAUUAAUCUGAAAAAGGCGUACAGCUUUGCCAUGGGGAGUUGGCCAAAGAACGGGCUCUUAGACAUGAACAAAGGACUGAACCUACAGCACAUAGGGAGGCCUCACAGCGGGAUAGAUGACUGUAAGAACAUCGCCAACAUCAUGAAGACACUGGCCCAUAGAGGCUUCAUCUUCAAGCAGACCUCCAAACCCUUUUGAUCCCCAAGGCAAGCCAGGCAAGGGCUGCAUGCGCCCGGCGCCGGCGAGGCGGGGGAGGACGGGCUCCAGCGUUAAAAAAAGUAAUCAUAAAUAAUUACGGCGACUGAGGCCCAGAGGAACCGACACAAAACACACACACACACACACACACACACACACAAAAUAAUUAAGAAAACAAAAAAAAAAAGAAAGAAAGGAAAAAAAAGAAGUCAAUUUCAGCUGUUAACUCCAGUAGAGGUUGUAUAUAUGGGAAGGCAAAUCUGUGUAGACCUGAUGUGACUCCCUCUCCGGGCUGCUCCGGACAUUAUGCCAUGCUAGCGGACAGCCGCGUAGGGCGCUUGCACCACAUUUUAGACUCGUAGUUUGUUCUUUUUCUUUGGCUCCCUGAUUUCCCGUGUCCCUCCUUCCCCCCCCCCAGCCCUCAUCCCUCCCUCUCCUGCCCUGUAGCCAGAGCAUCCCUCAUCUCCUCCCCGGCAUGGGCCGUCCCCGCCUUCCCUUCUUCUUCUUCUUUCUUUUCUCUGGUUUUAUGUUUUUAGGCCUCGACGGCUGCUGCAGCGAGGCUGGCACGUUGCCGGCGCCUGGGCAGCGCUCACGGAGGCUCAGCAGUGUCGAGACGGCCCCUCGCCCUCCCCGCCAGCCCCCUCCGCCUCUCCCCCCAGCGCCUUUUCCCCUUUUUUGAGUCAAACACUAACCCCUCUCUGACUCCUGUAUGUGACAAACGCAAUCCGUCUCUUUAUGUUCAAGGUGAAGUGCCUGUAUUCUCCGCUGCAGAGCCCCUGGCAGCCCCAGCGCGGGCUGCGGGGCCCCCGAGGGCUCCCUUCAGCGGGGUGGGGGCCCGGCGGGCGGGCGGGCGGCAGGAGGGAGGUGACAGCGUCCGUGCGGAGCCCCGUCCGUCCCCGUCCCGUCUGCUCGUGCCUCAUGCGGGGCUGGGUGGGCUGCCCAGCCCUGCCCCGGCCCCCCGGUUCUAGCUCCCGUGGGGACAGGCCGGCCCGCAGCCCCGCGUCCGUUGCCGGCGGUGGACGUGCCAGCGCGCGCUGGCCCCCCCGGCCCACAGGAACCCAAGCAGGGGAGCUGCAAAACGCCCCAGGCCCCUGCCCCCAGCUCCCCUCCGGCCCCGUCCGGCUGAGGCUCGGCCGCCCGGGCGCCCGCGGGCCGUGUGCCGGGCCGUGUGCCGGGCCGUGCCCCUCGCAGGUCCCCGCGGACGCUCAGCAGCAGCUGGCUUGUUGCCUGAGAGAGUUGCCGAGCACAUCCCCUCCGGCUGGGUGGGCAGUUGGGGGGCAGCCGUGGGGCGGGCUGAGGGCACACGUGUCCCACCCCCCCCCACAGAGUCACCCGGCCCCAGGGCCCUGCUGAAUGGAGCCCUGGUCCGGGCGCUGACCUGCAGGGAGGCUGCAGCCCGGGCCCGUGCGUGCAUGGCCUGGAGCGAAGCCGGUGACGGCAGCCAGAAGGGCAAUACAGGCACUGAACUUGGCGGUACAUGACUGCAUGGUGUGUGGUGUUCCAGUUAAACCAACCGAUAAUGCAAACCCAGCAUUUUCAUUGUCUAGUUAUUCCAAUCCUUGCUGUAAAUGUGCCACAUGAAUAAAGUUUGGGGGUAAAGGAGCCCGGGCUGU
This is a messenger RNA of Colius striatus (speckled mousebird), 2086 nucleotides long. It is a transcript of the gene ERI3, whose product is annotated as ERI1 exoribonuclease family member 3. The coding region runs from base 87 to 473 and encodes 128 amino acids. Gene Ontology annotation, biological process: exonucleolytic trimming to generate mature 3'-end of 5.8S rRNA from tricistronic rRNA transcript (SSU-rRNA, 5.8S rRNA, LSU-rRNA). The record is from RefSeq and is a predicted model, not a curated record. The transcript has 6 exons. NCBI's taxonomy places the organism in Eukaryota, Metazoa, Chordata, Aves, Coliiformes, Coliidae. Gene Ontology annotation, molecular function: nucleic acid binding; 3'-5'-RNA exonuclease activity.